AUGACAACAUUGAGAUCCCGAGCCUUCUUCCUCCUCCUCCUCCUCAUCUCCCUCUCAUCCCUGCUUUACACACAGUGGGAGCUGAGAAAAGGUCUGUCCCUGCUGCCCCUGCACCUAGAUCGCCCGGCCUCCCAGCAUUGGGUGUGGCUGUCAAUGGAGCCUCCUGUCAACAAUGCAAACCUCACACAACUCACCAGCCUCUUUAUCUGGAUGAUGAGCUACAGACGUGAUGCAGACAUAUUCAUCCCAUAUGGAAAAACCAUGGCAGGAGGUGAUGAGCUAGGCUUCCGGCCUGCUUUAAAUCACUCCUGCCUUGUCAGCUGGGUGAUCAGCAGAUACAAACCUUGUGGUGCUAGGGCUUGUGUUUACCAAGAUCUAAAGAAGCAUAUCCCCAUAGAGGUAUACGGAAAGUGAAACAUGAACCCCUAUCAAAAAAAAAAGCUGUUGACCACAAUUGCAAAGUGUGUUUUCUACCUGUCUUUUAAGAACUCUGAGGCUAAAGAUUACAUCAGUGAGAAGUUCUGGAGGAACGCUUUCCAAGCAUGGGUCAUACCAGUAGUUCUCUGCCCCAGCAGGGUGACCUAUGAAGCCCUGGCUCCCCCUGGUUCCUUUAUCCAUGUAGCUGAUUUCAAGACCACAGCAGAUCAAGCUGCCUAUCUGAAGCAUGUGGCUGCAGACAGACAGGCCUAUGAGGAGUACUUCCGGUGGCACCACACUCACAGAAUAAAAACCUACACUGACUGGAGAGAAAGGCUGUGUCAAAUCUGUGUUAAAUACCCCAGUUUACCAGGCAAUAAAGUCUAUCAGGACCUGGAGAGCUGGGUUAACAGCUAA
Messenger RNA from Perca flavescens (yellow perch), 834 nucleotides. Its product is annotated as alpha-(1,3)-fucosyltransferase 7-like. Gene Ontology annotation, molecular function: alpha-(1->3)-fucosyltransferase activity. NCBI's taxonomy places the organism in Eukaryota, Metazoa, Chordata, Actinopteri, Perciformes, Percidae. Gene Ontology annotation, cellular component: membrane. The record is from RefSeq and is a predicted model, not a curated record.